Belonocnema kinseyi is the source of this 2789-nucleotide messenger RNA. RefSeq names its product WD repeat-containing protein 91. Lineage: Eukaryota; Metazoa; Arthropoda; Insecta; Hymenoptera; Cynipidae. The record is from RefSeq and is a predicted model, not a curated record. Gene Ontology annotation, molecular function: protein binding; phosphatidylinositol 3-kinase regulator activity. The coding region runs from base 91 to 2010 and encodes 639 amino acids. Gene Ontology annotation, biological process: early endosome to late endosome transport. Gene Ontology annotation, cellular component: early endosome membrane; extrinsic component of endosome membrane; late endosome membrane. The transcript is spliced from 8 exons.
GAAAAGAAACCUUUGCAAAGAACGAAUUAAGACAACAAAGUGCUCUUAGCAAAAUAGGUUUUGAAUCUUUUUUCUAAAUAGUUGAAACAAAUGUCUCACAUUCAGUAUAUGGAUGAACUGGUUAAGGAGUAUUUGCUUUUUAGAGGUUUCAGUCAAGCACUUAAAGCUUUCGAGAACGACCUGAAAGCAGAAAAAGAGAAAGGUUUUAGGGUUGACAAAAUUGUUGAUCAAUUAAUGCAAUAUGUAUACAGUUAUGACCUUGGUUCAUUGCGCGAGCUAUGGAGUCAUUUAGACACAAGGAUGUUCUCACGCCUAGAUAUUCAUUUUGUGCCUGGCAUUAAGAAGUUAGAAAAUGCGUUGCUGAAGAUGUAUCUUGUAAAUGCUAUAGUAAACAACAGGCAUGAUCGUAUUCAAGACUUUUUCAUUAAAAUGGCUCCGGUACUACAAGGACAUGCUGAAUGGAAAGAAUGGUUUGCAUUACCGUUUGUAAAAAACCCUGAAGAUAAUCCUGCGUACUCCAUACACUUUAGUCGUCAUUGGCAAGAUACUAUGCUAAUCUCAUUACACAAUUGCAUUGCUACAAUCUUCCAAUGUAUGCCACUACCAACUUUACUUGCCAUUGAUGAAGAUGCAAAUAGACUGAAAAGAAUCCAAGAACAAAACGACCUUCUAAGGCAGAGGUUAAGCGAGUCUACACGAGUUGAAUCUUUAGCAGACAUCAAUUCAGGAUAUACACCUCAACAGCUACCCAUUAUGGAUGACUUUUAUAUAAUUGCUCAAGAAUGUCAUUUAUUAGAAAGUCCUAAAACCUUGAGGAAUUUAAUCAAAAAUAUAGGUGGAGGAUCUAGUCCAAUUUUAAGCAAAAAAUUACAAACUGGCGUAAAAGUGCAAUUAGACCCUGAAGUGUCAGUCGCCAAAGGAACAAAUUCAAAAGGAAGAUUAAACUCAUUAAGCAAGUCUGAAGUGGUUAGUAAAAGAAGCAUUAGCUGUGACUCAAGGCUCACUAGAAAGAGAGACUCGUCUGUGGACACCGAAAGGAAAAGCAAAGACAAAAUCGAAACUAAUUACGUUGUCUUAAACCAAGAAGAGUAUGUUGAGCAUAAAACAUCCAUUAUUCAAUGUAAAAGUAAUACAAGUGGGUCUUGUGUAGCCACAGGAGAUGCAGACGGAAUUAUCAAAGUAUGGAUUCCGACGCCAUCGCCAAAGACGCUAGCUACAUUUGCUACCACAGUGGUGAAUUCUAAUAAAGCAGUUACAUCUUUGGAUUGGAUAUCAAAGAACGAACGAUAUUUUAUACAUGGAGACAAUCACGGUUCAAUUGAGUUAAAUGAUACUCGGGACUGUAAAACUAUCUGGAAAAUUAAACACGAAGGAUCGCGAAUUCUCAAGUUACUAUGCAAUCCUGUGGAAUCAAAUUUUAUUGUUUCUUUAUCAGACGCGAACGAAGGAAAAAUACUUCUAUAUGAUGUAAAAACCACAAAGAUUGAAAGAAAUUUACCAAUGGAACAGAAUUUAACAGCACUAUGCUCAACUUUUAAUCAUAAUGGACAACUGCUUAUAACAGGCCUGUCAAAUGGCAACAUAUUAAUUCACGAUUUAAGAAGGAACGAAAUUAUUGAUAAUUUUAAUUGUUAUUCCAAUCCAGUGAUAGAUGUGGAAUUAGUCAAUGAUUUUACAAAAAUUUGUGCAUUGAGUGAAGGUGGAAAACUGUCCCAAAGAAGUUUAAAUCAUACAAGUGAAGUGCUUUGGGAAUCUGAGGUUAAGAUAGAGAAAAAUUCUGUACGUGGAAAACUAUUUACUUUUAAUCAAAGCGGUAGCAGCAUGCUACUCUGUACAUACCGCGGUGGAAACAUUUAUGAGAUACCACCAAGGACCCCAGGAAAGGUUUUGGAAUUAGGAGGUCACAAGGGUACACUAUGUUGUGAUUGGUCUAAUACCAGUGCAUCAGGAAUUUGCAUCACUGGAGGUGCAGAAGGCAAAGCACGUGUAUCUACUUUACUCGCACCUUGAUACAAAAGUAAAGUCAACCAUUGUGUGAAUUCAUAAGCAUUAGUUGCCAUACUUCUAAAAUCUGCUUUGAAUACUAACGUGAUUCAAUAUUAAUAUAUCGUAAUAUGCAGAUCAAGAUCUAGGCAAGUCAAGGCCCAGGUAAUACCUUAAGCACAGGGGAUUCUGUAAUUCUAUUCAGAUUUGCUAAAGCGUUAGCUUAGUUUCGUCUACACUCGAAUACUUUAACUCACAAAAAAUAAUCAAAGAGAAAACAAAUAAAGUCAUGUACGUUUCCACCAGAUCAAACCAAUGAUCGUAUCUAAAAGUGUAGCUUAGUAAAUUAAAAUGCAGUCGUUCCAAAAACAUAGACUAAGGAGGUAUCAGACUUUAAGAAAAAUAAUUUAAGUAAAGAAAAUAUGUAUUGUUCUACGAUAUUAACGAAAUAUACUGUCAAUAAAACUAUUGAAGAAUAGCAUAAAUACCUGACAUAAUCAGUGGAUUGGAAAUCCAUGACCCUCUUCCGCAAUGAAGAGAUUAUAAAUAAACACUCUAUAGUGUGCUACUUUGUAACAUUUUAAUUAUAUUAACUAGUUGAGUAUUGAGUAAAAUUUAGUUUCACGUUAAACAGUGCAAGAGGAGGAUAUUCUUUAUUUAUUUAAGUAAUUAACUAGAAGGUAACUAGUAUAUAAUCUCUGAUGUUGUCCCGCUUCACCCUACAAAGUUGACACAAAAAAAACAUUCGACAAGUUUCAGAUUUAUUUGAAAGAAAACAAUAAAAAAUCUUUCGGAUUUUAGACAGC